Arctia plantaginis is the source of this 3942-nucleotide messenger RNA. Lineage: Eukaryota; Metazoa; Arthropoda; Insecta; Lepidoptera; Erebidae. The record is from the annotation of a GenBank genome assembly.
AUGAAGGGCCAGAGCAGAAGAUUUGUGAGCCACAAGGGCGAGGCGUACGAUGUUCACACAGAGAAGAAAAAAAGUGACAACAUAGGAUUUUUAGAUCUCUGGCGCUACGCAACGCUGAUAGAACGCUUGGUGACAGUAUGCGGGGUCCUGAUAGCUCUGCUCAGCUCCCUUGGCACCAUCAGCGGGAUCGUCAUGUACGGUGAGCUGACCGCGCUGUUCGUUCAGCGUCACAAGGAACAGCUCAUCACCGGUGAUGCGUAUAUAUUGAUGGCAUUCGGAGGUGGGAGAGAAAUCCCUGCAGGCAACCGUUCUCUCCACAUGGAUGCGCUGGUAGAAGACAGUAUAGCAUUCGGCUACGCCAGCUUAACCGUCAUCGUGUUGCACAUCCUGACUGCAGCGGCUGCCGUCGCCCUGGUGGGCUGGGCCGCCGCCAGAAUGGUGAUGCGUCUCCGAUUAAGGCUACUCCGGUCGGUGAUCAGUCAGGAGAUCGCCUUCUUUGACACCAACACUACUAUGAACUUUGCCACCGCCGUCACUGAGGAUAUGGAGAAGUUCAAGGGCGGGGUAGGACACCACGUAGCGAUGACCGCUAACCUGGCCGGCACCGUCAUCUUCGGAGCAGCACUGGCUCUCAGCUACGGGUGGCAGCUUACCCUUAGUGGGCUCAGUGUCGUGCCCGUGUCACUGGCCAUAGCCAUGGUUGUCGCUAAGUAUCAAACGAAAUAUGCCAGUAAAGAGAUAACAGCUUAUGGCGCUGCAGGACGUAUAGUAGAAGAGGCGUUGUCUGCUAUCAGAACUGUGAGAGCUUACGGAGGAGAACCACUUGAAGUUGAAAGGUACAAAACAUCUUUACAGUCCGCAACACAUGCAGCACGUGCUCGAGGUCUGUGGUCAGGCGUGGGCUCUGGUCUCGGCUGGCUACUGACAUAUGCACUCAAUGCCAUCGUGUUCGCAUACGGGACUAUCCUGUGUGUGCGAGAUAUGGACCUACCACCAGAACAACAGAUGUACCAUCCUGGAGUAAUGGUCACUAUCCUGUCGCUAACGUUCGUAGCUGCGCAGAACGUGGCGAUGUGCCACCCUCAUCUUGAGAUGUUCAGCGGUGCGCGAGGUGCCGCCCGCUCGCUGUUCCGCCUCCUUGAGAGAAGCUCCUGCAUCAACGCCUUGGAGAGCAGUGGCGUCCAGGAGAAGAUCAAGGGCGACAUCGUCUUUGAUAAUCUCUACUUUAACUAUCCAUCUCGGCCAGAUGUUAAGGUACUUCGUGGACUUACGCUAACGAUUCGCGCGGGGGAGACCGUAGCUCUAGUGGGCGGCUCCGGGUGUGGCAAGUCCACUCUCUUGCAACUGCUACAGAGGCUUUACGAGCCUGAAAGUGGCUCUAUAACCGUAGACGGGCACAAACUCUCCGACAUACAUUUGCAUCACUUCAGAAAGAGCAUUGGUGUGGUAGGCCAAGAGCCCGUGCUGUUUAGUGGCACUAUCAGAGAAAACAUUACAUUCGGUAUGGGUGAAGUCAGUGACGAGGAAGUCAUCGCAGCGGCAAAACUCGCAAAUGCACAUCAAUUCAUCAGCAAAUUGGCAAACGGGUAUAAUACGAUGCUAGGCGAGCAAGGCGCGUCGCUGUCGGGCGGUCAGAAGCAGCGUGUGGCAAUCGCCCGCGCCGUGCUGCGCCGCCCCGCGCUGCUCCUGCUCGACGAGCCAACGGCCGCGCUCGACCCUGCAGCCGAGAGACAGGUACAAGCAGCCCUAGACGCAGCUUCCAAAGGGCGCACAACGUUGGUGGUGUCUCAUCGUCUGUCCACCAUCAUCAAUGCUACUCGUAUCGUGUAUAUGGAACAGGGCGCUGCGCUGGAACAAGGAACGCAUUUGGAACUCAUGGAGAAAAAAGGCUUGUAUUACAAGUUGGUGCAGGAAGAUAUGACUAACAAGAGUAUAGAUGCGACUCUCUCAGCUGACGCCGAAGGUGAUGAUGAUGACGUCAUCGAUGAAGUUGAAGACCUGCCACAGUUCAGACGCUGCCUCAGUACCCGACAGUCCAAUAGAAGUUCCAAGUUCGUCCGCAACAGCGUACGUACCAGUUUCGUGGGUGCAGCGCGACUGCCGCAAGUAGCACACGAAGCGCUUGCACUUCCGGAACCUGACGAGCUUGAUGAUGAAGAGUCUACAGCAGAAAACGCAGUAUCAACCUUGUCGCUCCUGCGAAUGAAUGCGGCAGAAUGGCCUCUAUUAGUAGGGGGAGCUUUUGCCUCGCUGCUGGUGGGAGCUACCAUGCCUACCUUCGCGUUGUUGUUUGCGAAGCUAUAUGGAAAAUUUGCGGAGUCAGACAAGGAUGAGAUUUUGUCGUCAUCAGCCCUGUACUCGAGCCUGUUUGCGUGCGUGGCAGCCGCUUGCGGGGCCGUCACCUUCGCGCAGACCUGGCUCUUCAACCUCGCGGGGGGAAGGCUCACCGACCGUCUCAGGGAACUCACAUUUGCCAACUAUCUUCAACAGGAGCAAGGCUGGUUCGAUAUGCCACAGAACUCAGUGGGCGCUCUGUGCGCUCGCCUCGCUACGGACUGUGCCAACGUGCAGGGAGCUACCGGUACUCGCCUGGGCACGAUACUGCAAGGCACUAGCACCAUGAUCCUGGGCGUGGGACUUGCCUGCGCUUUCUCCUGGAAGAUGACUCUUGUCUCUUUGCUCAGCGUCCCUGUGGUAAUGGGAAGUAUAUACCUGGAGGGGUACAUAAACAAGCGCGCCGAGAACAAGGAGCGCAAGGCUCUGGAGCUCGCCUCCAGGAUCGCCACGGAGGCUGUUAUCAACGUCAGGACUGUACACAGCUUAGGUGUGGAAGAGAGCAUCUUAGCCCGGUACAGCGAGUCACUGGAGGAAGCGAACGCGCGCUCGGCUCCGAUUCGCUACAUACGUGGGCCUAUCUACGGCAUAUGCGUGUGCGCACCUACUCUUGGCUACGCCGUCUCACUCGUCUACGGAGGAUACCUGAUCGCCAGGGAGGGCAUGCCCUAUGAGUAUGCUGUCCUAGUAUCCGAGGCACUGAUCUACGGCGCGUGGAUGUUGGCAGCUGCACUUUCAUUCGCGCCAUCGUUCGCCGCGGCUAAGCGCUCUGGAGCUAGGAUCCUCGCCGCGUUGCACCGAGAACCAAAAGUUACAACUGAACACACUGCACAAGAGUUUAAAGGCUGGCAUCCGUCUGGUGAAGUAGAUUUCCGUGACCUUCACUUCAGUUACCCGACGAGGCCUAACGUGCCGGUACUGCGUGGCUUGAAGCUGAAGGUGACCCCGGGGCAGACGGUGGCGCUGUGCGGCGCCAGCGGGUGCGGCAAGUCCACGCUCUUGCAUCUGAUGCUAAGGAGUUACGACCCUGUCUCCGGGAACAUCGAGCUGGACGGCAAGGACAUCCAACGUUCCCUAACCCUGCCGCAGCUGCGCCAACAGCUGGGAUUGGUCCAGCAGGAGCCGGCGCUGUUCUCUCGUACGAUCCGCGAGAACAUUGCGUACGGAGACAACUCGCGGCACGUACCCAUGGACGAGAUCAUCCACGCCGCGCAACAGGCGAACGUGCACAACUUUAUCGCUGGAUUACCCAUGGGCUACGAUACGUUGGUGGGCGGCGGCGCGGGCGCAGCGCUGUCGGGCGGCCAGAAGCAGCGCGUCGGUAUAGCGCGCGCGCUGGUGCGCCAGCCUCGUCUGCUGCUGCUCGACGAACCCACCUCCGCGCUCGACGCCAGCAGCGAAAAGACGGUUCAAGCGGCACUGGAGGUAGCCGCCAAGGGCCGCACAACGAUCAUCAUCGCCCACAGGCUCGCCACAGUACAACACGCCGACGUCAUCUGUAUCAUCGACAAAGGUGUGGUGGUAGAGAGCGGAACACACGCGGAGCUGGUGAAGAAGCGAGGCAUGUACUGGCAACUGCUGCAACAGCAGGCACCCUCCGCCUCAUAA